Molecule: messenger RNA, 1160 nt
Organism: Macadamia integrifolia
Lineage: Eukaryota; Viridiplantae; Streptophyta; Magnoliopsida; Proteales; Proteaceae
Product: stress-related protein
Exons: 3
Coding region: 214-987 (257 amino acids)
Source: RefSeq, a predicted model, not a curated record
CAUACCGCGUUCCUUUCUUUAUCGGAUAUUUUUUUGAUCGCUAUUGGAUGCAAGGAAUCGAGAAUUCCCCUAUAAAAUUGAAUCGCCGCAACCGUUCACGUCAUAUGUGGUUUCUCAAUCCUCCGAAUAGUUUCGUUAGCAUUUCUACUUUGCUUUGAUUUUGUUGUUUGGAGAGAGCACAAAAGGAUUUCCUUUACACAUCUAUCGAAGAUAAUGGCUGAAGCGGAUGUGCCACAGCAACCAGAAGUGAUGCCUCAAGAUGGUUGGGAGAGGCUUAAGUAUCUGGACUUCGUACAAGUCGCAACACUUAACAUCUUCACUUGUUUCUCGACUCUUUACGAGUACGCGAAGGAGAACUCUGGUCCUCUGAAACCCGGCGUUCGAACCGUUGAAGGCACCGUCAAAACCGUCAUCAGUCCCGUAUACGAGAAGUUCCAAGAUGUCCCCUUCGAGCUCCUCAAGUUCGUCGAUCACAAGGUGGACCAAUCUGUAAGUGAAAUAGAACGCCACGUACCAUCUCUGAUAAAGCAAGUGUCCAGCCACGCCUUCAUGGCGGCUCAAAAGGCUCCGGAAGUUGCUCGAGCCGUAGCAUCUGAAGUCCAGCGUGCUGGCGUAGUGGAGACAGCCGCGGAUAUAGCAAAAACUGCGUACGUAAAGUGCGAGCCCACCGCCAAAAAUUUAUACGCCAAAUACGAGCCGGUGGCUGAGCGAUAUGCCGUUACGGCUUGGAGGGCGCUUAACCGGCUCCCUUUAUUCCCUCAAGUGGCUCAGAUUGUGGUCCCCACAGCAGCCUAUUGGUCAUACAAGUACAACUAUGCCGUAUAUUGUGCAGGAGAGAGAGAAUACACCGUAGCAGUGUUUCUACCGUUGAUUCCUGUGGAGAGGAUUGCUAAGGUUUUUGGAGAAACCGAGGAGGAUGAGGCUGGGCCCACUGUUACCAUGAAUCCUAUCGAAGAAGGAGAAACAGCCUCGGUGGUAGCUCAAUGAUUUUUAUUUGUUUAUAAAGUAUCGUGUGUCGCACUUUGGCUUGUUUAGUAUUGCACAAAGUUUGUUGCGUGUGCCUUCGCUGCAACUUGGUUUGAAUUUUGAAGUUUGAAGUAACCAUGAAUUAAUUUUUAUUUCCUACCAAAAAAAAAUGAAUUAUUGUUUAUUUGUAUUAA